AUGGAAACACCAGCCAAGGCAAAGCGCGGGUCCAGUGACGACGAGCCGUGCACGCCGAAGAGGCUAAAGAUCGGAGACGUCCGUCGCAACAUCAAGCUGGCGAAGCUAGGUUGCGAAUAUCUCUAUAUCGAAAAAGUCCAAAACAACAUGGAACUUAUCACGCUUGAGGAAUCCCCUGGCCAGGAUGGAUUUCUUAACCCUAUUCGCGAAGAUAUUGAUAACAACGGGCAUCUGUCGCAGUCUCAUGCAUUGACAACCAUAGUCACGCGUCGUAUCUCCAUUACAAAUGAGAACGAUUGUUUGAACAUUAGAGCCACGGGUAAAGCACAUGAAUUCUACCCCCGCCAGUUUAUCCUCGCGUGGCCAGAUAAGGAGUCAACAAAGCAAACCAGAGCCAAAAAGCUCACUGAUAUUGCAGCUUUCCUCAACUCCAAGGAAGAGUCGCGCAGCCUUCGUCGCGACAGUCCUUUGAAGAAGCUAGCAGACAAGCGCAAAGACGCCAAUCUUCGAAAGUACAUUGUUCCAAAAAAUUAUGAUCUCACGCCCUCUGAUGAAGGAAUGUUGCACAAGUUGGGUCACUUUGUUAAGCCCGCUCACGUCGUGGGGCUCGUGCGAAGCUCCUAUGAAAAGGCAAGUGGCUCGUGGUACUGGAACUUCCGUGCUUUCGCGAAAACAUUGUUUGAUUCGCCGUAUCCGACCAUUGCACAAGCCGAGCUCGGUUAUCCUGAGGAGGAAGAUUGA
Messenger RNA from Seminavis robusta, 741 nucleotides. Lineage: Eukaryota; Bacillariophyta; Bacillariophyceae; Naviculales; Naviculaceae. The record is from the annotation of a GenBank genome assembly.